Molecule: messenger RNA, 6656 nt
Organism: Pocillopora meandrina
Lineage: Eukaryota; Metazoa; Cnidaria; Anthozoa; Scleractinia; Pocilloporidae
Source: the annotation of a GenBank genome assembly
GCGUAGGCUUGGGGACAGAAAGCCGAAGAGUGAAGUUUGUUUUCAGAAAGUUCUAAUGGAGUCGGAAUGCUGAAUGUAAAGAGAUACAAAUGCAAGAAAACUUUUCCUGAUUCGAUUUCUCAUCAAGGAAUUUGAACUCUUAAGUGAGAAACUAGGCGCCGAGUAAUUGUUCAAGUAUGAUUGAGGACUGCAGAUUUUUGAAUACUUUAUGUGGUCCAAUGCGUUUUUAACAAUCUCGUGGGCUGUGGUUUUUAGCUUCGCUCCAAUGGUUUUAAAAUCUCGAAGGAAUAUCAAGUGUGAAUUUUUUUCUUCCUUGCAAUCAUGUGACGUCGAUUCGAUCGAAGCAAGUUGUCUUUAAACAACGGAUAACUCUCAAAGGAAAGAAGCAAAACUUCUUGUGAACAGAAAAUUAACAGUUUUGACGUUCAGAGAAUAGCGCGUGUUUACUGUACGGGCUGAUCAUCGAACUGUGUAGCAGUUGAUAUAAUUUCAGCGUCUGGACGCCCAGAACGCCCAAAGAAUUUUAUCGUCAAAUUACGCGCAGUAUUCACAGUGGAACAUGCCACUUUUCAAAGGAAAAGACAAAGAUGAUGACACUGAAGGAGAUCGGAAGAAAAUGCUGCCGAAUAUGAAUCUCCCAAGCAUUGAUAAAACCAAAAUCAAAAGCUCACUGAAAUGUGUGAAAUGGAUCCAAAAGAAAAUACAGAAGAAAGGAGCUGCAUUUCCGCUCUUUAUGAUUCUCCUGAACGCCGCUUACCUAACUUUAGGAGGACUUAUAUUCAUGGCUCUGGAGCGGCAACCUAAAGUUGUUGUAAAUACUUCCCAAGAAUUGGUGGACAUUUUCAAUGUUUUGAAGGUAAGUUGGUGGAAAAUACUAGAUCAAUUAUGCCGCCCCGCGCGAGCGCAAUUUCAGUUGAAACGCUCGAUAGAGUCAAGUUUUGCUUCGGAGACUUUGAAAUCGCUAGGACGCUAUAACACCGUUUAGACAAUUUUAAACGUACGAGAUUUCUAGAUCAUGUAUAAUUCAAUACUGAUAAUUCGGAACAAAAAAACAUAGCACACAAUAUAUUUCUUCUAUAGAGAAAUAACGAAUAUUUUGGAACGUUAUCAAAUUUUGAUCGGAUACGUCUAUUUACUUAAAGCUGUGACUACGUUUGAAAGAAAAGCAAACUCGCAUCAAUUGAUUUUUUUCAACGCGAAAUUCCAUUAGAUGAAAGCAUAAGUUAUCUAUUAUUAAUGAAGCAUCUUCCGUUACGGUGUGAUCAAGUAGAAUACUCUUCUGUUUCAAUAUCUCGAGGCAAGAGAACUCUAUUUCAAGCACUCGAAAACACAAAAAAUUGAGUUUGGCAAGCCUCCAAUUCCUCACAAAUCAAGUAUAACUUAAAAAUUCAUAACCCGAUGGUAAACCCAUUGAUAAAUAAAUCCCACGGUACUUUAAAGUAUGCAAAUUCUGUUUAUUAACUCUAUUUUGAUCAUCAAUUCCCCACCGGGCUCAAAAAAUUUCUUUGCCGCUUUUGUACAAAUUUCAUAACUUUAAAGCAGACGGUAACAUGCAAAUUAAGCCCUACAUGCAUGCGUUUCGAAUCAUUCGAGCGCCAUCUCUGAUAAAUUUAUUAGUCAAUCUCAAUAUAUGUAAAUUUUCGGUUCGGGAAAUAUAACAACAAAACUGUAACGCUAAAAAUGCUCGUAAGAUUUUUGCGCAGUUUUCUCGAAGUCUUAAGAGAAAGGCGUAUUCUUUGCUAGCUUUGUCCAUGCUCCGUGACUUAAAAAUCUCACAUUUAUCAUCCGCGUUAUCAGUUUAAACUCACAGACUUUCAACUAUCUUUUCCACUAGUUUAGAUUGUGGGCUUCCUGAACGAGGAGAUUCAUCAAUAUUUAACAAUUUUAAUUAAGACCCGUUUAACGAUACUCGUUCAAGAUCAUGUAGAAAUUGAGGGCUUGCAUUGCACAGAAAAAACUCGCAAGAUGUUUGGCAAGUCCGUAAAGAAAACAUUUUUAUUUAUCACUGGAGCUUAAUGCCUUCAGGACUAAAUUCCGAUAUGAAAAUCAAUUCUUUUUGAGGAUAAUUUCAAUCUGUAUAGCCUUUUGUGUGGCUUUCUCUGGCGGAAAUCCAGCAGUUCUCUUAAUAAUGCUUGGAAACAAAGGGACAGUGGGAAUCGAAAAUUCUAUCUAUAUUUCUACCUCAAUUUACUGUUAAUCGAAGGGAUGGCUUUCAUGUGAAGAUUGUUCUGCUCUUCACGAUCACUUAUCACCAAUAAUCCCUUUUUUGCGAAAUGUUUCUUACAAAAGCGAGAUCAUGCACGGAGAACAACUCCACCUUUAAAAAAGCCCAGAAGAGGAAGUUGAACCAUUAAGCGCGCCCUUUAUCGAAUAAAAGGUAUAAUGACCUUGGGGAAAUGUUCGCACGCACGAAAAAAGUGUAAAGCCGAAGGCGAGUGAUUCAAUCAUUUUCUAGUGUUCAACCAACAUUCAACGUAGGUUACUGCGUCAAGUAACUGAUUGAGACUGAGGUAUAUUGUUUUUAUAAACUAGCUAUGGGUUAAUCACUGUGAUAUACGAUAGGUGUAUGACCGUUCGACCAAUUAGUACAUGUGGAAUAUCUUAUAUAUUUUAUAAACGUGAAAUAGGGCUACUAAAGCGGGAAAUUGACGUCCGAGUGAUGAAACGAUCACGGGCAGAGCUUUGUAUUGUCUUUCCGCUUUGAACUAAUUGAAAUCUGGUCCUAAGGGACCAGCCUUUGUUUAUCUCCAGGGAGGGAGGGGAAGGGGAAUUUUUGGUUGUGAUCCCCGCAUAAGGCUUUGUAAUAAUCCUAUGACCCUCCCCCCUUCAUUAGCCUUUAAAUGGCAUUCAACUUUCUAUAGUACCCUUUCUCAUACUCUUUUGGCAACGACAAAUCCCACUCCGUUCCCCCCUGAAAACCAUAUGAUCCCCCUAAAAAUCCUCCGACCCACCCUGUACCCUUCCAAGUGACGAAUCAUUACUGGUCUCCUUGGAGGGACGUGAUGCUUGUAAAAAGUCUGCACGCACAUCUGCGUUGAAAAUGUUUCAUGAACAAUAGUUUACCAUUUACUGCCCUUUUUAUCUCUACAGAAUUCUGAAAUAGGUCAGAACUUGUCGCUAUCCGAUGGAAUAAAUGUACCUGGUUUAGUGCAAAAUCUCACUUCGAAAGAUCUAGAAAAACUUGAAGGUGUUCUUUCUCGAAUAACCAACCAACGUACGGCUGCAGCCAAAAAGGAAUGGAACAUCUAUAAUUCUGUCUUCUUCUGUAUGACCGUAACAACUACAAUUGGUAAGUAACAUGUAUCAGCAAUAUAUAGCAGUUUUAAUCGUGUGUCUCUGGUAUUUGGGAUAAUCGACUUUUAGGAGCACCUUUAGCCAGUACUGUUUAUCCUGCUGUAUGCAGUGAUUCUCGCUAUUAAUUAACCCUUUUUACCCUAACAUCAGUAUGUGCACUGUCCAUACAGUUCUCUAUACAUUUCCUAAAGUGAUAACAGGAAUAACCAUCUAGGGCUUCUUGGUGAUCGUUUCUUUUAUCCUCGUAACCGUAAUUGUAAUUUUGUACAAAGUGUUUCUAACCUUGAAAUCUGUGUAUCAAAACUUUUUUUUUUUAAUUUUUAUUUCCAUUUUAUUCUAUGUACUAUACUUACAUAAGUACUUACCCUAUACUUAUUUCUUACACAAUGCUUACACUACAUUAACUUGCACUACUUACAAACAUAUAUUACAAUACAAUUACUCUAGUCAAAUUGAAUUACAGUUGAUCUAUUUACGUUAUUGUUUGCGUGUUAAUUGUUCGAGUCACUAAUAAGAAUUCUGUUUGUUAAUUACCCUACAUAGGGUAUUAAUUUUCUAGAAUUUAAUAGAUUAUUAAAUAAAUAGGUAGCGAAAAGAAACAAAUCAAAAUACAAAAGUUGAGAAGAAAAAGGACACAAUACAAUUUUAUAAAGAAAGAAAAAAUGUCCAUUUGUUCCUGAAUUCCUUAUCCUUAUUACGAGUGACUGCAAUAUAUUUUUCUAAAUUAAUUUUUUCGCGCACAAGUGGAUCAAAACUUACCAGGUGACUGUCCAAAGAAACGCUACUGAGCUAUACUACAAGCAGUCUCUGGUAUUCGAUGAGGUCUGCCGUACAAGUCAAACUUCCAGAGUUUAGCGCAGCGUGCAAACAUAAUGUUUCUCUUUUCAAUGUGUCUUUUUGACUGGCGGGACUUCACCGAAAAACAGGGACUGCUCGUAGUCUUCUAUUGAGCAGUCUGAGGGGCACUUUCAUGUGGGACUGUUAAGUACGCUCUGCAAAUGAUUUAAAUUAUUAAGCCUGUAAAUCGGAUACGUCUGUAAAUUGUGACCAUUAAUUUGGCUGCCCAUUAGAUCAAGGGAUGCUGUGAAUACAUAAUUAUUUUGAUAUACUUUAUGCAAAUGUUUUUAGUUGAAUAUUAUUCAUUUUUCUUAGGUUAUGGAAACUUGUCCCCAGUAACAGUAGCUGGCCGCGUCAUUUGUGUCAUUUACGCACUACUAGGAAUACCACUGACCCUAGCACUCCUUGCUAUCGUUGGUAAAAUUUUGGGUGAUUACAUAAACGACGCAUGCGCUUGGCUUCUUAAAUGGUAUAGGAAAGUUCACAAGUCAUACGAAUAUGAACGAACGUAAGUUUUAUGUAAUCAUUCAUGCGAUUCUUGGCAUAAAACCUAUUGUGUCGUCUUUUUCUGUGCUUUAUCUUUACGCUAAAUGGCAGACGCAGAGGUAGGGUGGUUGAUGCGCUGGACUGGGAAUAGAAGGGUCUGGGUUCGAGCCCUGGCUGUGUUUUUGGGUAGGAAACUCUUCUCACAAUGCUUGCUAUUCACUUAAGAGUUAACGAGGAAUCACGAAAACUUGACGAAUCGCUGGUGGCUCUGUAGAAAAACAUGCAAUUCAAACAGUAAAAAUGCUUCAAGUCGCCUUAGCUUUUGAAACUGGGAAAAGCGCAAGGGCACCAAAAGGCUUUUAAGGAAACAAUUUUAUGCCUCUCUCUAAAAUGAGUUUUAAGCUUGUUCUAAGCGUUUUGGUAGUAAAACAAAGUGCAAAGGUAAACGACCCGAUGAUAGCGGUAGAAUGGAAAAAACGAGGGAGGCUUGGGUCGAGUCGCGCAAUGAACGAUCUCAACGCGACCCGACCAAGUCUCCUGGGCCGCGUUUUACUCCUCUACUACUGUCGCGCCGUUUACAAUUUCGCUUCGUUUUGCUAACUGAACACCUGGAACAGGCUAACACCUUUUUCUUUUUCUUCCAGUGUCCAAGACGGAGAUGAUGGCCAAGUGGACGCUCCUUUGUGGAUGGGUCUGUUAAUUCUUCUUCUCUUCACCACUCUUAUGGCUGGGCUGUUUUGUUGGAUAGAAGGAUGGGAUUUUGGCACCUCUCUUUAUUUUCAAUACAUAACGUAUCUUACCAUUGGGUUUGGAGACGUUGUACCACAGAAAGAGCAGGUAUAUUGCGAUUUCUUGCAUACAUCUACUUAUACCAUGCAAUUAAGCACGCAGCGAUAUAAUCACGUGUUAUAUCUGUUAGAUAAACAUAUUGUAUAAAAAAAAAAGAUUAGUAGAUAGAAAUAAGGAAUUAAUAUAUUCAACUUUGAGUGACGAGUUUCAAGAACUGUCACCAGAUAGAGCUAUCAGUUUCAUGGCAAUGAAUGCAUACCAUCUGUACAAUUAACCCUCUAAACCAAAGCGUUAGUAUAAAUAUUCUACAUGCUGUUUUUUAUACAUAUCAAAGGUGCUGACAAGGAGAAUUUGUUUAACAAUCAAGAGUUUCUUAAGUUGGUGAUCAUUUCCUUUAUUCUCAUGACCUCAAUGUGUGAUGCAGGGGUAAUAUUGUAAAGAGAAAUUACAUGCUAAUCACUCAUCAUUACUGACCAGAAUUUCUGAAAUCAUAUUUGAAGAGUAGGUUAUAUGACUUUUACAGACCCAUUUAAAACAGAUAAUUUUAGCGACCGGCUCCAUAUAAUCGAGUUAUUGCUUGUUUUUAUUUUUUCUUAAUUUUGUAUGCCUUUCGAAUGCUUAACAUCUUAUCAAGCGUACAUCUAAGAGCAAUUUUAAUUGACUGUCGAAAGAAAUCCGGGAUUGCCUUGUUUUCACUCUACUUCGCUCUGUGAUUGGUCCAGAAAACAAACUCGUGCCACUCUCUCAACCAAUCAGGUGUAAAAAUAAAAUCAAUCAUGACUUGGUUGCCCGCGUUUUCCCGCGCUUUUUUGAGUUCAUCGACACCUAACGUUUCUUUUGAUUGGCUGUUGCGAUUACUUUGCUUUUAGUUUUAUGACACUCAAUCGAAAAGAGCUCUACCGACUGGUGUAAUCCAUAAUUAUAAACUUAGUUCCUUAAUCUUCUUUUCCCAGCUCGUCUUCGUGAAUAUUUUCCUCGUAUUCCUUGGCCUGUCAGUCCUUUCCAUCACACUCAGUAUGAUCGCAUCUAACAUUCACCAUCAAAUGCAGAAAGCCUCAUUUAUUGAGAAACUUAAAGACACUGAGUUGUCAGAUUCUUCCUUCGUUGGCUCAGCCGUGGGGAUUGGGGACGAGGAGAUGGGUGAUGGCAACGGAAAUAAAGGAAGGAGAGGGUCUGGAGAUGACAGCGCAAUCACCAAGCAGGACUCAAAUGGUGGAAAAUCUUACGGGAGCACAGAAAAUGGUCCAUGA